AUGUGGUAUAAUCGCUUAAGUGAAUAUUUGUUGAGUAAAGAUUACGUCAACAAUGCGAUAUGCCCUUGCGUAUUCAUUAAGAAAUCCUCGUCAGGAUUUGUGAUUAUUGCUGUAUAUGUAGAUGACCUGAACAUGAUUGGAACUCAAAAGGAAAUUGAUGAUGCAAGAACUCAUAUGAAAGAAGAGUUUGAAAUGAAAGAUCUUGGAAAGACAAAGUUUUGUCUUGGGCUCCAGAUAGAGCAUUUCCAAGAUGGUAUAUUUGUGCAUCAGUCAAAUUACACUAAAAGAGUGUUAAAACGCUUUUAUAUGGACAAAGCAACUCCUUUGAGUACUCCAAUGGUUAAUAGAUCUCUUGAUGUUGAAAAGGAUCCAUUCCGUCCUUGUGAGGAUAACGAGGAAGUGUUAGGUCCUGAAGUACCUUACAUGAGCGCUAUUGGUGGACUAAUGUAUCUUGCAAAUUGCACUAGACCAGAUAUAGCAUUCGCUACUAAUCUGCUUGCAAGAUAUAGAUAUCUAUCAGAUCCACACAAAGCUAGAUCACAAACAGGUUAUGUUUUCACAAUUGGUGGAACCGCGGUCUCCUGGCGUUCGCAAAAGCAAACUUUGGUUGCAACGUCUUCAAAUUAUGCAGAAACUAUUGCUCUCCAUGAAGCAUGUAGAGAGUGUGUGUGGCUCCGGUCUAUGACUCAUCACAUACAAGAAUCAAGUGGAAUAGUCACAGAGAAAGAGCCAACAAAAAUAUUUGAAGACAAUUCUGCAUGUGUCACACAACUCAAAGAAGGUUAUAUCAAGAGUGACAGAACGAAGCAUAUUCCUCCAAGAUUUUUCUCAUACACUCAAGAACUCCAGAAAAAUCAAGAAGUGGACAUCGAGUAUAUUCGUUCAAGUGACAAUGCAGCCGAUCUUUUUACAAAGGCGCUUCCUACUACAGUGUUCAAGAAGCAUGUUCACAGUAUCGGAAUGCGUCGUCUCAAAACUUGUGAAAAGAAAAGAUUAUAUCUUUUCCAGGGGAGAUUAUGCUACGGCUUAAUUGCUCCGGCGGUUUGUGGUGGUGAGAUCUCUCGCGGUAUGGUCUGCUCGGUGGUGGUGACGUGGAGUUCUUGGGAGCUUGAACUAAAGGAGGGUUUGUGCUGGAUCGGCUCUUUCCUCUGCAGAUCUGUCUCCUCACUUCCUUUUCCGGCGAGAUCUUUGAAGAUGGCGUGUAGGAGUGUUUGGAGUGGUGGUUCUCGUCGAGGCGGCCUCUUCUUCCCUAGCGGCGGCGGCGGCUCUGUCUCCUCGCUAUAG
Microthlaspi erraticum is the source of this 1284-nucleotide messenger RNA. The record is from the annotation of a GenBank genome assembly. NCBI's taxonomy places the organism in Eukaryota, Viridiplantae, Streptophyta, Magnoliopsida, Brassicales, Brassicaceae.